Molecule: messenger RNA, 3220 nt
Organism: Labeo rohita (rohu)
Lineage: Eukaryota; Metazoa; Chordata; Actinopteri; Cypriniformes; Cyprinidae
Gene: wasf1
Product: WASP family member 1
Exons: 10
Coding region: 372-2015 (547 amino acids)
Biological process (GO): actin cytoskeleton organization; positive regulation of Arp2/3 complex-mediated actin nucleation
Cellular component (GO): cytoskeleton
Molecular function (GO): actin binding; Arp2/3 complex binding; protein kinase A regulatory subunit binding
Source: RefSeq, a predicted model, not a curated record
GCCACACACUCCGACAUCCAGAAUAUCGCUUCUCCUCAGAAAUGGAGCACAGCCUUGAUUCCUAAGGGUUUAUUCGUCAAGUACUUGUAUUACCGACUGCUGUGAGGGGAAAUUAGGAGAAUCGGUAUUGACGCCCAUCUGCUGUAUUUUCAUCGUGAAUCCCUUUUCCAGCACUGACGGUCCUCGAGUCCCGAGCUCCGUCUCUUUAACGGGAUUCACACUAGCUGUAUAUAUCAGUACUGUAUUUCUGCAAUGAACACCGCGCGACUGAACUGACACUAAUAUUUUAAGGAAUAACCUCGGGAAAACAUGGAAUAAUACGAACACGUAACAUUUUAUUUCAGGUGUGGUGAGCAAGCGAGUGCAUCAGGAUGCCGCUGGUCAAGCGCAGUAUCGAGCCUCGUCACCUGUGUCACACGGCUCUGCCGCACAGCAUCAAGAACGAGUUGGAGUGUGUCACCAACAUCUCACUGGCCAACGUCAUACGACAACUGAGCAGCCUGAGUAAAUAUGCGGAGGAUUUGUUCGGCGAGCUCUUUAACGAAGCUCAUUCCUUCUCCUUUCGAGUGAAUUCGCUUCAGGAGAGAGUCGACCGCCUGUCAAUCAGCGUCACUCAACUCGACCCCAAAGAGGAGGAGUUGUCUCUUCAGGACAUCACGAUGAGGAAGGCCUUCCGCAGCUGCACCAUCCAGGACCAGCAGCUGUUUGAGCGUCAGUCUCUGCCCGUCCCAAUGCAGGAGACGUACGAGCUGUGCGAACAACCGCCGCCGCUCAACAUCCUCACGCCCUACAGGGAUGAUGGGAAGGAGGGUCUGAAGUUCUACACCAACCCGUCGUACUUCUUCGACCUGUGGAGAGAGAAAAUGCUGCAGGACACAGAAGACAAGAGGAAAGAGAGGCGGAAACAGAAGUUGCAGGAUCCCCACAUGUAUGAUCAGGUCUAUAAAUAUCUAGACCUUCCAGUGCAGCUGAAGAACAUCGAUCGUCCUCACGACCCGGAGAAGGUGCCGCGGGCGCCUCACGACCGCAGGAAGGAGUGGCAGAAGAUGGCGCUGGGGGCGGAGCUCGCCGAGGACGACGCCGACGACAAACACAAAGACACCAACGGAUCGGCAGCCUAUCACGAACACAGUAGGCAAAUGUACAUCGAUCAGCUGGACGGGCCGUUCUCUCUGGCCGCGCUGCCGUACUCUCAGAUGAACGAACUCCUGAACCGGACGGGAGAACGAACCUACGGCCGCCCGCAUGAGCCGCCGCCGCCACCGCCCACGUACCCGCCCGACGCCAAACCAGCCUCCGUUAUCAGCUCCAGCUCAGGUUUCUCGGACAGCGUCACGCAGUCUCCGGCUCGCACGCCUGUCUUCCUCAACUCCAAUGCCCCGCCCCCGGCCCCUCCCCCUUUGCCCCCUCCCCCUCCUCCCCUGCCAGCCAGCCUAUCAAGUUCAAGAAUGCGUGGUUCAGCCCCGCCUCCGAUCCCUCCCUUACCUUCCCAGCAGCCCCCAGCCAUCCCCCCACCCCCUGCUCCCCUCCAGAUCGCCCCGGGCGUCCUGCACCCCGCCCCUCCUCCGGUGGCUCCGCCCCUUCACUCAUCUCCAGCCCGCGGACAGCAGGACAAGACCCUGCCCACAGGAGAUGGAACGGUGUUGCCACCUCCUCCCCCUCCUCCUCCUCUGCCCCUCCCAGGAAACAGAAGCUCCUCCCCCUGUACAUCCUCAGGCCCGCCCAACAUGCCUUCCUUCCCGUCAGGAGCCGUUUCGUCGCCACCCACUCACUCGGGGCACGAGGUCAAGAGGUAUCCAUCCAAUCUGCCGCCAAUCAGCGACGCACGCAGCGUUCUAUUGGAGGCCAUCCGUAAAGGGAUCCAGCUGAGGAAAGUGGAGGAGCAGCGGGAACAAGAGGCCAAACACGAGCGCGUGGGCAACGACGUGGCCACGAUCCUGUCGCGCCGCAUCGCCGUGGAGUACAGCGACUCCGAAGACGACUCCGAGUUUGACGAGGUCGACUGGAUGGAAUAAGAGAGAAAGACGAACGUCACGGGAUCAAGAGUUUCAGGAAGGAGGCACAUGGAAUCUCAGCUAACCUUCUUCCCAAUAACAGUUUUCCCACAAACACUCUCCGAUCAGUCGCAGUCCAAUUCAGGAAACACCCGGACUGCAGACGACUGUAUUCGAUGUUCCCAGAAUGCUUUGCUUUUAAUGUUUUUUAACCACUUGUUGUGCAAUUGAUGAAUGAAAAUAACCAUGUUGGGUUUUUUUAUCUGUCAUAUUUCUUUCAUUUGAAUUCGUCCGUUGUUAAUUCUCAGUAGGAACCACAGAAGCGGUUGUUUGGUUGUUAUUGUUCAGCGCGAGACGACAGGGGCCUCUUCUGGUCACGACAGGAACGUCUCAAUGCGGCAGAUCAAAUGUGUCAUAUCAGAAUGUGACGGAUGCUUAUUAUACUUUCAAUAUCAUCUAAACCGUUCUUCCAUUUCAGAGAUGUGAUGUUUGAUGUCAGUGUGUGCUUGUGAUGGACAAAGUGAAAGGAAAAAAAAUAUGAAGGAACGUUUUUAUAACGUGUCAAGACUACAAAAAUGCAUGAGGGAAUCUCUUGUUAAGGUUAUAUUUCACCUUACAGUAAAAAAUGAAGUAAAAAAAAGUGUUAUUUCUCAUUAGGAUUUUUUAAAUUUUGUCUUGUACAAAAUAUAAAUUUUGUUGUGCACUACAAUUGUGAGAAUUUGAGAAAGAAAAUUUCAAUUUAAUAAUUUGAAGGAAAAUAAAUAAAUAAAUAAAUAUCAAACUGUAUUUUAAACAAUUAUAAAUACAUUUUUAAAAUAUAAAUAUAAACUCUACAAAUUGACAUGUUGGGCUUAAUUUUCCUCCUUUUAAUUUUUUUUUUUUUUAAGUAUUUUAUAAUUUGAAGGAAAAAAAAAAUUUAUAUAGAGAGAGAAAGAGAGAGAGAGAGAAACCAUUUUUCCUCCAAAUUAUAAAUAAAUGUUUUUAAAUAUAAACAUUGACCUUUAAAAAUUGACAUUUUGUCCUAAAAUGGGCUUAAUUUUCUGUUUUCUUUUUUUUCCUGAAUAUUUUAUCAUUUGAAAAUAAAAUAUAUAUUAUAUAUAUAUAUAUAUUUGUGUAUGUAUGUUAUAAUAUAUAAAAAGAUAUUUUAAACAAAUUUUUUAAAUAUAAACAUUAACUCUUAAAAAUUGACAUUUUGUCCUAAAAUGGCCUUGAUUUUGUUUAUUUUA